AAUCAAUUUUUGGUUAUAAUUAGAUAUACUUUUUAUAAAAAUGAAACCUCCAAUACACUGUCCAGUUUGUACAUCACUUAGUAAAAAUAAUAAAUUAAUUCUAUAUCAAAUAAAUCUCACAAAAGCUGUGUAUUUGUGUGAAGAUAAAAGUUGUAGUUAUCCAAAAGGGCAUAAUUGGGUAGAAAUAAACAGAUCUUGGAAAGAAAUACCAAAAGACACGGAAAAAUUAAAAACAUUAAACACAGAUUCAUCGGAAUAUAAUGAUCCCAACAUUUCAGAUGAUUUUUCCAUCGAUUCCAAUGAGUUUCUAGACAAAAUCUUUAGUGAAUUUGAAAAUACAUGUGAUACUACAGGAAGCGCAACAACAAAUGAAUUUGAAGAGGACUUUGAUAUGGAACAAUUUGAAAAGGACUUUUUUUCUGAGGAUUUAUUCAAUGAUACCAAUGACAUUAUGGAUAAAUUAGAUGUUAACCAAGAAACUGGUCCUAAAAUAUUAGAAAAUCAAGGUGAUUAUAAAAAGGAAAUAUUAACUAAUACAAAUAAUGGAAAUUUAAAACCAAAAAUUUUAAAUGUGGUUAUGCUAAAACCAUCUCAAACUAAAAUAGAGCAAGCACAUCCAAACGCUUGUAAUAAUAAUAAAAGAAUUAAAGUGACGGUUCGUAAAGAUCCCGGUUGCAAUAUUUCUCAAGAACAAAUACAAAAAAUAUUAAAAAAGCUACCUUCAUCAAAUGGUGAAACUGUUGUGUUAAAUUUUAAAUCUUCUAAGUUGAAAAAAUCUAUGUAAUAGAGUAUUAAUUCAAAUAUAAUUUUUAUUGUCAUAUUUA
Onthophagus taurus is the source of this 824-nucleotide messenger RNA. The record is from RefSeq and is a predicted model, not a curated record. NCBI's taxonomy places the organism in Eukaryota, Metazoa, Arthropoda, Insecta, Coleoptera, Scarabaeidae.